AUGACGCACGCCGAAGAUGCUCAUAAACCUUUGAAUGUUGUUGAGUUUUUCGGAUGCCACAUCGAGGGCAGCACGCUCUACCUGAUAACUGAUUUCUGUGAGACCAACCUACGGUCUUUCUGGGAGAAGAUUUUGCUCGGCCUGAGUUGCCUGCACGCACACGGCAUCCUCCACCGCAACUUGAAGCCGGAAAACAUCCUCAUUCGACCGUCCGUCGGAAGGAAACGGAAUCCCACGUGCGCCGGCGACCGCACGACAAAAACGACACCAAAGGGAGUUCCUGUUCACGGAGAACGUCAGCGUUCGGACACCUCUCGAACGCUCGGAGCACCAGAGAAUGCACCGACGCUUCGUGGAGUGGAGACGUGCAUCGGAGACGAGAACGGUCCCGAGCGCUCGAUUGGAAAGAUCGCGAGACAGACGCGUGGAGGUUCCAUCCCUUCUGCGGAACGAGACGCCAGUGGCGACGAGAUGGACCAGAUUCUUCCGGAUGUUGAGGUUGAAUUGAGUGACUUCGGAUUCAGCAGACUUCUUCAGGAGACCGCGGGCGCCUACACACCAGAAAAUCCGAAAGACAGAGAGCGGUCGUAUCGCGAAAGCAGGCGUCUCUUUUACCGAGCUCCAGAACUCCUGCUCAUGCGCGGAGAAGGCACGGCGGAGUCUGUGCCCGUGUACUCUUUCGGAGUCGACAUUUGGUCUGUCGCGAUCAUCUUCAUGGAGCUGGCGCUUCUUCGGCCUCCCUUUCGAGGCGAAUCCGAGAUGAUCUAUCUAUUGCAAGUCAGCAAAAGGACCAGGAGAACGCUGCCUGCUGUGAAACAAAAUCCGUUUUUUCCCCCACUGGCCCCGGAGGCCUUUCACGCCACCCGGCCUCGACCCAUCGGCCUCGGUGGGUUUGAGGUCCGACUGCCGUCCGAGACAGAUCUUCCUUCUCCGGCACAAGCAACUCAGGCGCAGAGCGCCUCUGCACAGACAGCAACUCAGGCGCGUGGGGCGCGGCUGACAGGGCCCGUCCUUUCAGCUUCUCAUUCCACAGAUUCCAGCAGCAUUGUUGCGGACGCGCGCGGAAUCCAAAGUACGUUCUGCCCCUCCCGCGCUGUUUCUUCCGCUUCCCCGGGCGUAGGUCCACGCGGCCGUCUCGCGGGGGAGUUGACAGCGACGUUGCCGCGUCGGAGAGAAGGACGGAGCGAGCGAGACGGAGAAGACGAAAGAGAGAGGGAGCAGAAGAGAAGAGCCGGGGAGGGAGACAGGGGGGAAGCCUCCCUGGAGGAUCGGGAAGAAGCGGGUGGGCGAGGACACGAAGACAGUGCAGGCGGCAGACAAAGAGGCGAAGACGCGAGCGGUCCCGCUGGCGGGAGAGGACGAACGUUGAGGGGGUCACUAGCGACGCAAGGAGAGAGAAGAGGCGCAAUGCCUUCUUCGACAACUAGCAGCGCAACAGAGCGAAACAGUGGAGACCCUGGCGAGGCUGAGGUGGCGUUCUUCGCGUCCGCGGGCUCGCACCUGGAGCAAGGCGAAAGCGCGCGGCGGUUCCUCGGGCCGUCUGGAAUUGACAGAUGUGACUCCGCCAGGCGACGAGCUUUGGUGGGCCCGGGAGGCGAACACUCGCGCGUGCAGGAAAAUGCUUUUUUCGCCCGCUGGAGUUCACAAGACACAGAAGAGACGACUCUCGAAGGGGCCGAGACCGCCGAAGCCGCGCUUCUGAAAGAGGCAGAAAUGUGGGUUCGCAUGUUGCCACUCUGGCCGCCUGUCGACUGGGACGGGGUCAUCAGCUCCUGUCGCAGAAAGGAGGAAGCAGGACUCGAAUCGAAGGAGAACGAAGAAACCGAAGACGCCGGAGAGGCCCAAGUUGACCAAACACGAGACGGAGAAGUGGUGAACUUUGACCGCGAAGACGAGGAAGGAAACACAGCGGAAGCAGAAGCGGGGCACCAACGGAGAGUCGCUGCCUGCCACAGAGCGCGCGAGGAAAACACACGCGGAGAGGCAAAACCUACCGGCAAUCUGACCGAGGAGCAAGAGAAACUCUGUCCCAACAAGGGGUUUCCGUUCAAUCAGAGAUGCAACAUCCUCCCUCUCGAGCGCCGCUCGCCUGCCGCCUCGAAGAAGGGAUCUCCACCAGAGAAGACCGGGAGUGAACCGCUGCGAGAGAAAGGCGCUCCCGCCACAGACCCUGACUGUUGCCCAAUCGAAGAGCGUCGAGACGGGAAGGUGACACGUCAGAAACCAAGCGAUGGUAAACUUUGGAAACCGACAAGCACGAUCCCCCUUCCUCCCUCAUCCGCGUCUCAGCGAGAGUGCCCCUCGUCAAGUCAGGAAGCGGCGGACGUGCUUCGCCAAUUCGGCCGGGUCAUGGGACCAGACGGUCUAGAGCUCCUGAGGGAGAUGCUGCAACUAAAAGGAAAGGACAGAAUAUCUGCAGCGGCGGCGUAUGCGCGCGUUUGCGCCGUGCUGGAGAAAAACCGACUUCUGCGGUUGAAGCGCAGACGAAGGGAACUCCUACGCAUUCCCGUUUCGGCGCAGACCGCAUCCACGAGCGCCGACGCUCGUCCCGCUACUUCUGUGUCACGAAAAGGAAAGCCGCUGCGGAAGCAUCGAUCCGGAGAUCCAGAGGUAUGUACAUCCGAUUCAACGGGGGACAGCGGCGUUCCGGGGAUUCCCAAGACCGCGUUUUCUCGCCACGCAGAAGCGGCGAGGCGGCGCGAAAACGUCGCGGUGAAAGCGCGGGACGAUCGUCCGCGACUGGAAUGCCUUGCAGCCGCUCCCGACAACAGCUUGUUUCAGUGGAGUUCCGCAAAAUCUCAGGAAUCGUCGCCGCGCUUGGCGAGCACAAAACUGACGUGGGAAAAAAGCUGCUUUCAAAUGCCUUCAAAGACGGCGAACUCGCGGCGCGCAGCUACCCGGCCGUUGGCGGACGAGAUCCAGCACGAGCGAGGGGAAGGCGCCUGUGGCGAGAGAAAAGCGCCGAGGGAAUUCUUUUCCCGAAACCGAGACGAGGCGGAGAAAGAGGAGCGCGAGAGCUCGCCACGGACUGGCGCUGGAGACGAGGAGACGAAGGAGGGCGCCCGAGGCUCCGAGAGAAGAGAGCGGGCGAGCGCAAGAGGAGAGCAGCGACCGGCGAGGAGGACGUCAGAAAGCGAGGAAGUGAUUGAGAAAGAGACAGCCAAACCGAGAGAGGCAGAGCGAUGGGAAGAUAAACACAACGGAGAGGAAAGCGAGCAAGACGCGCGCGUUCAGGAAGGCGAAGACGCCCAGGCAGCGCCGCUAAGCAACGCUUUCCUCCGCGUCUCAGGAGGACUGCCCUUCGCCUCGCUCCUGCGUCGUCUCCACGCACUCGCUUCCUCGGCGCCUGGAAUUCCCGUCGAGGCUUCGAUGCGACGCGUCGCUGCGCAAGUCGCAGAUUGCUUCCUGGGGAGCGCAGCAACCGGACAGAGAAGGCGAGAGAACGCGAGGGAAAGCGAGACGCGCAAGAGUCGCGGUGACAGAGAGACAGAACACACCAGGCCCGACGACGCGAGAGCACGCAUAGAAGAAGCUGUUAUGGAAACCUUGGAAGACCUCCGUCAGAAAUGUGUCGACCUUCUCUUUCGGCUUCAAACUGAGUUUGACCUCAAAGCGUCAACAACCCACUUGGCUGCUGACCUCUUCCAUCGCUUCUUCUGCCUAGACCUGCUUCCGUCGUUUCUUAUCGAACCGUGGGUUCCCGGAGGGGAGUCGCGGGCGCUCGGGGCGUCUCGCGUCGGCGGUUUCUUUCUUCUUUUUGAGGAAACGCUUUUUCUGCGUGGCCUCUCUGGCUUGGUCUGUUCCGCGCGAGCGCCGCGCCCUGCCCGGCCUCGGCCGCGCCUCGUCCUCUGCUGCCACGGCGUGCACCGGAGCCUCCUUGCCGCCGCUGCGUGCGCGAAGAUUGCCGACGUCUACAGCGAGCGCUCUCUCGAGUACUACAAAACAACGAAUGCCCACGACUACGCGGUCAGCGCCAGCACCUGGCUGGUCAGUCGCCUUUUGAAGGAGACUUGUCUCUCCUGUCUCUUGCGAGAGUGCGGGUGGAGCAGAUGCGAACACAGCAGAGGCGCAGAACACCGACCCUCCGACGAAAGGCGAGGAAGCACAGAGGCACGUCUCUGCGCAGAGAGCGACGACAGAGAAGUCCAAGAAGACGACGGAAGAGAACCGGGACUCGAAGGAAGGGAAGAAAGCGAAGAGCUGGAACGGGAACACAGAGAGGAGCGAGAAAACAUCCCGGAGAGAGCACGCCUCGCGAGAGGGACCAGCGAAAGUGCCGAUUCAUCGUUUUCUCCUGUCCCCUCGAUUCAAGGCUCUUCCGACUUCGCGCCUGCGUCUUUCCUACGCUCUUGCCUUUCAGCGUCGAGCACGUCUUCAUCGUCUUGUUCGUCUUCCUCGUCGGUGUUUCCCUCUGAUUCGAGGAUCUCUGCCGCCUCGUCUGCCACGACUCCCUCUUCUGUCUUAACUGCGUCGUCUGCGCUUCCUGUUCCCUCCCCCGGCCUCGCCUGUUCUUCUUCCAGUCGCCUCUCCGGCUGUCCUUCUCGCUGUAUGGAGCCUUGCGCCUGGGAGAAGCGAGCGUCGGCGGCCAGCCUCGUGUCCCUCGAGAAGGAGAUUUUGCAGAAACUCGCGUUUCGUCUGUCGCGCCCCACCGUCUUGUGGUGCACGGCGCUGCUCUGGGACGUGACUGAGCUGUCUGUACACCUGGAGAAGCAGCGCAGACAGCUCGCCUGCCUCGCCGGCCGCGCAUGCACCCCGCCUUUCUACUCACAGACGCGGCGGCUUUGCGGGCGCGACACAACCGGAGAGUUUCCCGAAAGAAACAAACGGCCGCGGCCCGAGGCCGAAACCGCAGCUGAGGAAGAGGAGACACGGCGUCUCCGAGGGGGAGGACGCACGUUCCGACUGGCGCAGGAAAGAGAUUUCGAUGCUCGAAACGGACUCCGACGGGAGGGCCCCUCCCCACCAAUAACGGCGCCGAGUCGGCCGACGCCUUUGCGCGCUGGCGCGGGCGCGUUUUCGGAAAACGCGGAGCGCAAAGCGACCAAGCGAAGAUCAGGACAAGCUGGAGACGUCUCAGAGGAUGUGCACCCCCGCCGCGUCAGAACCUCGGCAGCCCAGAGGACGGGCGAAGACGAGACGGGCGCCUCUUUUCCGGUUGAAAAAAAGCCGGAGGGCGUCUUCUCACGGCCAGCGACGCCCUCGAUGCACGGUUCCCAGGAUCGCGUGAGCUGUGAAAUCCCGACUUCCCUUUCCCAGACGCAUUCCGCCUAUCGCGCGGCCACUGCGGCGACUGCUUCGUUCGCGUCUUCGCCUCCACUGUCGCGUGUCUUGACCAGUGUCUCGGCCUCUGAGCCGCCUCUUGGGGAUGUCUUUUCGCCAACCGAACGCCCCGCUGCCUCUCGGGUCGACUCGGGAGGCUCGGGGGCUUGUCUCGGCGCCCGUCGCUGCGCGCCUGCCGGCUUCGUCUUGCCCUUGCCCUCGCCCCGCACUCUUCAGCAGACCCGCAGGUUCUGUUCUCUCCUCGCCGAUCUGUCGCUUUACGACCUGCGCCUCGUCGGCGCUCAGCCGCUGCUGCUUGCGCAGCUUCUGCAUAUGCGAUCGCUCUUCACUUUUCUGCCGGAACGCUUCUGGAUCGCGGCCGAUCUAGUCGCGCGCGCUCGAGCCCGCGAGUCGCGCAGCCCCCGAGGGAGGGUGCGGCUCCGCGGGGGAGAGCGGAGAGGAGAUGCAGCGGACCAACCAGCCCCAGCGAAAGCAGGCAGCGCCUCGGAGGGGAAGAAGGGAGAUGACGGGAAUCAGUCGCUGCCAACAAAGCCGCCGGCGAAAGCGCCUGACGCCGCGACUCCCGCGCCGUCCCAGGCAGCGGUCUCAGCCUCUCUUUGGCGGUCACCUAGUCGCCACGCAAGCUCAUCUUCGUUUACGCUGAGUCCAGCGUCAUGCCGAAAACGUUCCCGCUUGCCCUGUUCGGCUUCCAUUUCAUCUUCCUCUUCGUAUUUUUCCACUUCUUUUCCCUCUUCAUCUUCUCCCCUUUCUGCUCCUUCAUCUUUCUCUUCUUCUCCCCUUUCCGCUCCAUCCUCUUCCUGUUCUUCUCCCCUUUCUGCUCCUUUCUCUCCCUCGUCUUCUCCGGUUUCUUCUCCCUCUUCCUCUUCUCCCUUGGCUUCUUCCUUUGAUUUUUCUUCGUCUCUGGCGCCCUUAGAGGCGGUGCUAGGGCCGCUUCUUGUGCCGCAACUUCGGCGCCUUCUCUGCGCAGGGUGGCGACAUCCGUGGGACAUCCUGCAGCUCGGCGCGGCUGCUGCCGAGCUGGCCCAGACGACUCGUGCGGCGCAGGAGAUUCGCCGCUCGCCUCUCCUUUUUCCACAGACCGGCGAGGCCUCUGACGGCGCCUCGACGCCGCUCGCGUUCCUGCGCUUCGCUUCGCUUCUGCAUGCAAGGCGCGUGCGCCAGUUCGCGGAGAGAGAAGCGGACAUCCGAGCGCGGAACGGCGAAACAGAGAUGGAAGAGGCAGAGGGAAGACUGAAAGGAAAGGAAGAAGGGAGGGCAGAGGAGGUGAAGCGAGAGAAGGGAAAAGGGCUGACAGGCGGGAACGCGGGAGGAGAGAAGGGAAGGAGGCCAAGCGAGAAACAGAUGAUGGAGAGCUUGAGCAUCUCACCAGAUGCUUCGGAAACUUGGAGCGACUCCCCAAGGACGCACUCCAGCGACGGAGGGAACCUCAGCGAGGCACAAGAGACGGCCGCGGAGGGAGGGGCUAGGUUGCGAGUUGGAGAGACGGCGUGGGCUGCCAAAGGAGACGAAGAAGACAAGACAGACCACCAGAACCUGCGGGCGUGCGCAGUUGAAGAAUCCGCUCUCGAUGCUUUUGAAGGAGAGACAGAGGAGACGAGAGACAUGCCGAGAAGUGAGAACCUCCAACCCGCGCGUCGUGAGACGACCUGGAAACGUCCCGGCGCCUCCCGAUCGCGAGACGGCUGGCGAGCGGCGAGGCGCGAGUCAGGUCAUUCGCGUGAGCGUUCGCGUUCGGUGUCUGACCGUGUGAAAACCGUUGAACAGAACGCCUCAACUGUCCCCAAAGGGCGACCCGAAGGACCGACGUCCCGGAGGCUAGGCAGAUUGCCACCAGCAAGUUUGGGGCUUCUUCUCCCCGACGAUGCGAGUCUCGAGGCGCUUCUAAAGAUGACACGCGAGUGA
Messenger RNA from Neospora caninum, 7182 nucleotides. Its product is annotated as putative protein kinase (incomplete catalytic triad). Gene Ontology annotation, biological process: intracellular signal transduction; protein phosphorylation. The transcript has 9 exons. Gene Ontology annotation, cellular component: cytoplasm; nucleus. Gene Ontology annotation, molecular function: protein serine/threonine kinase activity; ATP binding. The record is from RefSeq and is a predicted model, not a curated record. Bases 1 to 7182 code for a protein of 2393 amino acids. NCBI's taxonomy places the organism in Eukaryota, Apicomplexa, Conoidasida, Eucoccidiorida, Sarcocystidae.